AUGUAUUUCCAUGAAAAUUCUGUCUCAGUUAACAUUGAUAUGCUUACUGAUCUGUUUAAUGUUACUGUUUCUUUGUAUGAUCAAUCAAGUAAAGGAAGUGGAUUGGCACCAUGGCCCGCUAGACUAACUUCUCCACCUCCUAGUCUUUCUGACUUUGGCUAUUCAAGUGAAAUGUUUGAAAAGGACACGGAGAUGUGGCGUAAAAGGGUUGAGAACUACUGGGAUCUAUUGAGCCCAAAAAUAUCAGCAAACACCAUAAGGAAUGUGAUGGAUAUGAAGGUAAACUUGGGUUCAUUUGGAGCUGCUUUGAAAACCAAAGAUCUUUGGGUCAUGAAUGUUGUCCCUGAAGAUGGACCAAAUACAUUGAAGCUUAUCUAUGACAGAGGCUUACUUGGUUCCAUUCAUAACUGGUGUGAAGCAUACUCAACAUACCCACGAACAUACGACCUACUCCAUGCAAACGAUGUAUUCUCCGACAUAAUCGAAAAGAAAGGCUGCAGUGGCGAAGAUCUUUUAAUCGAAAUGGACCGGAUCCUAAGGCCCACGGGUUUCCUAAUAAUCCGCGAUAAAAAACCCGUAAUGGACUUCGUGAAGAAGUAUUUAACCGCAAUACACUGGGAACAGGUGGCGACGGCUGAUUCGUCGUCUGAUGAAACCGAUACGGAUCAUGUUGUGCUCAUUGUUCAAAAGAAACUAUGGCUCACUAGCGAAAGCUUGAGGGAAACAGACUAA
Messenger RNA from Lactuca sativa (garden lettuce), 732 nucleotides. RefSeq names its product putative methyltransferase PMT3. NCBI's taxonomy places the organism in Eukaryota, Viridiplantae, Streptophyta, Magnoliopsida, Asterales, Asteraceae. The record is from RefSeq and is a predicted model, not a curated record. Gene Ontology annotation, molecular function: methyltransferase activity. Gene Ontology annotation, cellular component: trans-Golgi network; cytoplasm; endosome.